This is a messenger RNA of Fusarium subglutinans, 333 nucleotides long. RefSeq lists its product as uncharacterized. The record is from RefSeq and is a predicted model, not a curated record. The transcript has a single exon. Lineage: Eukaryota; Fungi; Ascomycota; Sordariomycetes; Hypocreales; Nectriaceae. The coding region runs from base 1 to 333 and encodes 110 amino acids.
AUGUCUUCCCGAAACUUCAACUACACUUUGCUCGCCAAGCCCAUUGUCACCCUCGAUAAGAUCGAUGCUAACACCAAAUACACUAAUGACACCGUUGUCACACUAAGAGAUCCUAUCCACGUGCUAAAACGCACGACCAGGAACAUGGAGUCCACCAACACCUUGAUACACGACUCGCUCAGUAGACUAGAGCGCAGCAUCAACAGAAUCGAUUCGAGACUGCGCCGUAUAGAAGACGAUAUGCAUAACAAGAUGCAGAACAAGACGCAGGGACAAGACGCAGGGACAAGAAGAUGCAGAACUUGUCAGGAAAAGGGUGCAGGAGAUCGAUGA